ACCAAGAAACAUCAUGAAUAAAUCAGUGGCUGACAUAGUACACUAAGCGGGGACGGCCGUGUGUUCACAUGAGGGUAGAACUACCCAAAAGCCAUGGCUAGUACCUCAAAAUCCAACAGAGAUUGCAGUCGAACGCCGAAAUACUCGAUUUUAGCUAGCAAUAUCGUUGGAGUCCAACUUUCGCCGUGUUCGGAGUAUGAAUCAACCGGCGACCCCGCUAGCGAUUCUAAACCACAACAAAACUUGUCCGGAAAAGAUAUUUUCGAUUCAUUUAUCAAGGAAAACCAGACUACCUUAAAUACACGGCUGAAUGAGACGUUAAGCGAAAUUCGCUUUGCUGGAUGGAUAGAACCUUCUACACUUUUAUUGAAAGGUCCAUCAGAUGAAUUGGACGUCCUGAAAGAAGCAUGGCGCCGGAGAUUUCUACGUAGUCCAGCUAAUUUUGUGAUACGAGAAACCGGUAACAUCGGUUCAAUCGGCAUGGACCUCGUCCCACAAGCACCAUUCCUACCGCUGACCAAAGCUCUGUACGAAGCAAUAGCGGCACUCAACGAAAACAAACUUUCAAGCACUCAAAAGGACGUGUUCCAAUACCUCGCACAUACCUACCAGUACGUGCAUGUGCCUAAAGUCCACGUGGUCCACGACUGCUUGGGAAUACUUAUCAAAGAGAGAAGGGUGUACUUCACAGGUAACGCGUACUUCGCGUUCGCGGACAGGGGUUACGAGUCGGAGGAUGCGCGGGAUAAUUCUACUGUCAAAACAGAUAAGAACGAGGGGGAGGGGCCCACUGUUGAUAAUACGAGGAAGAAAAAUCAGGAGGGUAAAACGAAGAAGCGGCACGGAUCGAAGGAGUCGGAGAACUCGGCGGAUGGGCGUAAGAAGACUAGCGGUAGAAGAUCGAAUGGACAUAAGAGACACUCGAGUAAGGAGUCUCGUAGCUUGGAUACGAGUAGGGACUCUGCCGUUAUAUGCUCUGAGUCAUCAACUCCAACUAAGGACGAGAAGAUCGCGAAAUCAAGCGUGUCAAGCGAGUGUUCCAGCUCCCCGCACGAGGCUGAAGAGUCGAGAAAAUCCAAGGAUAGACAGUCUGUAUUCGGCCACAUCGCGUCCUUCAUUAAAGGGCGAAAGUCGUCGACUUCGGGGGCAUCGCAGUCAGAGCGAGAGAGUGAAAGAGAAGAUGGAAAAGACAAAGUGAGUAAGAUGAGUGUCGUCAAAGAGGAAGAAUCCAAAAAGGAAAGUGAAGUAAAGAGAAUCAAUGCUAGUGAGAACAAAGACAGUGACAAUGUUGACUUUGAGUUUAGACGUAGUAGAUCUUUUGUUGCGCCGAACCGAAAGCGGCCCGAGUUCUCACGAAGCAACUCCUUCACCGCGACAUCUAAUAAACCACUUUCAAGUACGAGUACUUCUCGAAUGAAUGGCGAGAGUUCGCCGAUGUUUGUGACACGGUCGUUCAAAACCGAGUCCGUACGGACAAGUUCGGACCAUCCGUCGUUACUCCGAUCUAGCGUCGAGGGGCCAUCGUCAAAUAAGACUAGCGUCGAGUGGCCAUCGUCUGUACGGACAAGCUCCGAACGGCCAUUACCUGUACGAACGAGCGCCGAACGGCCUUCGUUGCGAACAAGCGCCGAACGGCCUUCGUUACGAACAAGUGCCGAACGAACAUUGCCAGUUAGGAAGAGCACGGAUACCUCUUCGUCAUUUCGAUCAAGCACCGAGCGGCCAUUUUCAUUUCAUGCGGAUACGGAAAGGCGAGAGUCACCUUGGACGAGUACCGAGCGAACGUUGUCCCUACGAACAAGCUCGGAAUUCGAUCGGCUCAGCCCGGAAGGGUACGAAACUCCAUCAAUGAGGCCUGCAGAGUCGAACUUCACCCGAAAUCUUUCUCUUAAACGUCGAGAAAUGAACGGAAGCAAGAACAGCACAUGUGCUGUAGGAAUUGUGAGGCCGCUGCACACUUAUACGCAAAGCUCGGGCUCAGAAAGUCUUUCCAGGGCCAGCUCUGUCAAAGAAAACAGCAGGUAUUCCACUCCUAGUAUCGGAACCCCUAAAAGUGACCGAAAGAGUAACAACAAUUCAAGUGGCUUUAUAAGGAGCUAUUCAAUGAAGGAUUCAAAGGGUGAUUUUACCCCGAUAAAAGUGGCUAAACCUCAAGAGAGGGAAUUCAUCCGUAACUCGCCUUUGCAGAAUUUACUGACAAGGAACACCGGCACAACAGUGGCCCUUACGGCACCUGGGCACAGCUCAAUCUACACCAGUACCCCACUACCCUCGGGGAGCUCGUACAACUCCUCCACACUCCACUCGGGAAGUCAGUAUACCUCACGUACAUUCACUUCCGCCGGAAGUAAAUCCAGUUCGAGAUCCACACUGCAACACAGACACUCCUUUCACGGGACGUCAAACAAGCGGUCAUCUUGGAGAACUGAGGUACGAUCACGUGACGACUCGGACGACGUCACUAGUGUUCCCAUGACGUCAGUCGAGGGUUUAAGAGAGACGGGGGAAGCGUGUAAGUCGCCGAUCUGUUACGAUCAGAGCAAACUCGAGGAUAAGAUUGGUCAGUGUAGGUGCAGUGGGAAUAGCUGCUGUCAUCGAUAUGCCACGAGCCCCGACCGAACGAGAAACGAGGGCUCCACGAGAGACGAUCGAUCGUCCAUUUGUACUAGAAGCGACGAUAUUCUAUUGGGCGAGAUUUCAUCUUCGGCUUCCUCGGCGGAUUUUCGGUUAGUUUCUAGGCUUAAACACAUCGAUAAUGGCUCAUCGCCAUUUGCAGUGGCCGAAGGUCACGUGAUGUUAGAUUCAAGCCUGACAUUUAUUGGGGUUAUAUAACGAUAUCUAUUGGAAUGCUUGGUAUACGUAAUUAUGACUUCUGUCAAUGUAAAACUAAGGCAUGUGUUAGAAAUACCUGUAGAAAAAGAAAAUAAGUAUUAGAUAGUUAUAGCUUAUUUUCACAAAUGCGCUUGGAAUUAAUAAAAACAAAUAAUAAAUAAAUAAAAACCAGGAAUUUGGAUCUUAAUUAACACGGUCUUUAUGAGGA
Nematostella vectensis (starlet sea anemone) is the source of this 3040-nucleotide messenger RNA. RefSeq lists its product as uncharacterized. The coding region runs from base 94 to 2832 and encodes 912 amino acids. Gene Ontology annotation, biological process: positive regulation of transcription by RNA polymerase II. Gene Ontology annotation, cellular component: nucleus; cytoplasm. Gene Ontology annotation, molecular function: RNA polymerase II transcription regulatory region sequence-specific DNA binding; DNA-binding transcription activator activity, RNA polymerase II-specific. The record is from RefSeq and is a predicted model, not a curated record. NCBI's taxonomy places the organism in Eukaryota, Metazoa, Cnidaria, Anthozoa, Actiniaria, Edwardsiidae. The transcript is spliced from 2 exons.